Messenger RNA from Dreissena polymorpha, 4729 nucleotides. RefSeq names its product transmembrane protein 208-like. Gene Ontology annotation, biological process: vacuolar protein processing. NCBI's taxonomy places the organism in Eukaryota, Metazoa, Mollusca, Bivalvia, Myida, Dreissenidae. The transcript is spliced from 6 exons. Bases 89 to 565 code for a protein of 158 amino acids. Gene Ontology annotation, cellular component: intracellular membrane-bounded organelle. The record is from RefSeq and is a predicted model, not a curated record.
CUUGUAAAUACUCUUCUUUAAGAAGGACCGGUCAAAGUUUGUUGAUGUGGCAAAACAACAAGUUACAUACUCCGAAACUGAAAUAAAGAUGCCACCAAAAGGAAAACAGGGCACAAAGGGCCAAAAGCAGAUUGAAACAGAAAAUAAGGAGACAUUAAAGUUUUAUAUGUACAUAAUACUAUGUGCAAUUGCAAUAUAUUAUGGUGCUCAAUUCAUCCUGUUCAGUGACUCAUUUACAGCUUUCUACAUUGUACUAUCAAUACUGGCUCUUUGCGUAUAUGGAGGCUGCUUUAAGUUCAUGAGCAGCAUGUCUGCAGGAAAUAUUGACCUCAAUAUGGAGUCAGGCAUGGCAGAGCAUGCCAAAGACAUUAUUCUGCUCACAGCCAUCGUUCAAACGUUAUCCCUGCUUUCCAACUACUUCUGGUUGAUCUGGCUAGUGGCACCAGGAAGAGCAUUUUAUAUAUUAUGGGUGAAUAUUUUAUCGCCAUGGAUAUUUGCUGAGGCACCUGAAGUAGAUGACAAGAAGCAAAAGAAAAUGGAUAGAAAAAUGAAGAGAAGGCAAUGAUAAAACUCUGAGCAUAUUAAACUGGGCUUUAUAUAUUGUCAGAAAUAUUCAAUAACAGUGCUGCUUAUCCUAGUGAAUGGGUCUACAGGGUCAUCCCAAUUCCUGGAUAGACGGUUUCUUUCCGACUUGUGAACAUCCUUAUGUUUAAUUUUCAAAAUGAAAAGGUUGACAACAUAAUUGUAUCACAUAGUCAUAUUUGUUGCCACAUGCUUUAUUGGAAUUUCUGAGCCGGAGUCCUAUUUUAAUUUUCUAAAUUUUAAUUGUUCCUUUCAGCUGAAUAUGUUAGUAACCCGUUUGUUUGAACCAUGUUGUCCAAUGUUUCAUGAGAUUGAAAAGAUUUUAAAAUGCAGAUGUACAAACGUAAGAGACUUACUUUUCAUAAGAAAGUAUGCUAAAAUACUUGUACUUUUUUUUAAUCAACUUGAAAUGUACAAACUCACAAUUUUUGUAAUGUUUGGUGGUAAAAGCAUAAGCGUUUUGUUCCAGAAUGGCAGGGUUUUAAUUUACAUUAUUUUCUUUUUAUGUCCCCCGCUAUAGUAGUGGGGGACAUAUUGUUUUUGCCCUGUCUGUUGGUUGGUCUGUUGGUUGGUUUGCGCCAACUUUAACAUUUGCAAUAACUUUUGCAAUAUUGAAGAUAGCAACUUGAUAUUUGGCAUGCAUAUGUAUCUCAUGGAGCUGCACAUUUUGAGUGGUGAAAGGUCAAGGUCAUCCUUCAAGGUCAAAGGUCAAAUAUAUGGGUAAAAAUCGCUCAUUUAAUGUACACUUUUGCAAUAUUUCAAUAUUCAAGAUAGCAACUUGAUAUUUGGCAUGCAUGUGUAUCUCAUGGAGCUGCACAUUUUGAGUGGUGAAAGGUCAAGGUCAUCCUUCAAGAUCAGAGGUCAAAUAUAUGUGGCCGAAAUCGCUCAUUUUAUGAGUUCUUUUGCAAUAUUGAAGAUAGCAACUUGAUAUUUGGCAUGCAUGUGUAUCUCAUGGAGCUGCACAUUUUGAGUGGUGAAAGGUCAAGGUCAUCCUUCAAGGUCAGAGGUCAAAUAUAUGUGGCCGAAAUCGCUCAUUUUAUGAGUACUUUUGCAAUAUUGAAGAUAGCAACUUGAUAUUUGGCUUGCAUGUGUAUCUCAUGGAGCUGCACAUUUUGAGUGGUGAAAGGUCAAGGUCAUCCUUCAAGGUCAAAUAUAUGGGUCAAAAUUGCUCAUGUAAUGUCAGGUCUGCAAUAUUGAAGCUAGCAAUUUUAUGUUUGACAUGCAUGUGUAUCUCAUGGAGCUGCACAUUUUGAGUGGUGUAGGGAAGGUCAAGGUCAUCCUUCAAGGUCAAACGUCAUAUACGGGGACAUAGUGUUUCACAAACACAUCUUGUUAUCAUAUAUGUUUUUGUGGUGGAAAUACUGUAAAUGUUCAACGAAUUUGCUAAAAUCUAUUUUGUCAAGACACUAAACCACUUCAAAAUAGACCAAAGUCUAUGAAUAAGUCAAAUUAAAAUAAUAUGUUUUUAGAUAAUUUAGUAUUCUAUUGUAGAAUGUAAUUUGUUAUGCAGUAAAUAUCCAGCCUUAAAUAUGUAGUGUGCGUAUAGAAUACUGAGUUUGUCAGAUAUUAUUGUCAUUGCCAAUUCUUGUAAAAAAUGCGUUGGUAUAUUGUUGAAAUGUAUUUACAAUUAGGUAAUGGAAAAUAAUUGUUUUGACACUCAAUGUAAAACUUUUUAUUUUGAUAAUAAACAAUUUUUAAUUUGACGAAAUACAUUUUAUUGUUUGGAUCUGUCAGAUAUUUAUACACUGGGCAAAAGUGACAACGCACCACACACUAAAGAGCCCUGUUAUUCUUAAUAUGAAAUUACAAAUCUUAUUGAAGUUUGGCAAUGUGUUCUGAGAAAUCCUCACCUGCACAACCAUAUACUUGUCAUAAUAUAUUACUGACCAUUCCUGUCUUGGCCAUAACUUUGCCAUAUAUUGAUGGAUGUUGAAAUAACUUAGAGCAAAUGUAAACCAUCCUAAGAAGACACGUUGCAUGUAACAACCGUCUCCAAACCUCAAGGUCAAUGUCACACCAAGAGUAAAAGGGUAAAAUUGGACCAUGAAACAGCUUUAAAUUCCUCUCUCAGUCAAAGCUUAGCCAUGUAGUGAAGAACUUCAUAUCUUAACACAGAUUCAGUACAUCAUUAGACGCCUGUUACACAUGUUUCCCUACCUCAAUGGUGAAGGUAAUACUUGAGUUUCAAGGUCAAAUUUUGUCAUAAAACCGCUUGUCCAGACUGUAGCAUUGCUUAAAUGUGGGGCAUCCAUUCCCAAUGGAUACAUGUAUCGUUUUUAACCAGGUUUUCCGAAGGAAACAACUGGUUAUUAGAUUGGCGAUGUCAGCGGGCGGGCUGGUGGGCUGGCGGAACAAGCUUGUUUGGGCCAUAACUUUGUCGUUCAUUGUAAGAUUUUAAAAUCAUUUGGCACAUUUGUUCACGUCGAUAUCUCCGAGGUCAAGGUCACAAUUUGUGUUUGAAGGUCUAAAAUGGCCAUAAAUGAGCUUGUCCGGGCCAUAACUUUGUUGUUCAUUGUCAGAUUUUAAAAUUAUUUGGCACAUUUGUUCACCAUCAUUAGACGGUGUGUCGGGCGAAAGAAUUACGUCGAUAUCUCCAAGGUCAAGGUCACAAUUUGAGUUUGAAGGUCAAAAAUGGCCAUAAAUGAGCUUGUCCGGGCCAUUACUUUGUGAUUCAUUGUGAGAUUUUAAAAUCAUUUGGCACAUUUGUUCACCAUCAUUAGACGGUGUGUCGCGUGAAAGAAUCGCAUUGUAUCUCCAAGGUCAAGAUCACAAUUUGAGUUUGAAGGUCAAAAAUGGCCAUAAAUGAGCUUGUCUGGGCCAUUACUAUGUCAUUCAUUGUGACAUUUUAAAAUCAUUUGGCACAUUUGUUCACCAUUAUUUUACGGUGUGUGGCGCGAAAGAAUUACGUCAAUAUCUCCAAGGUCAAGGUCGCCACAACUAAAAAUAGAUUGAUUUUGAAACAACUAUGUAACUAUGCACAAUCAGUAACUAUGCACAUUUUGAUUUUGAGUUGUCUCUCUUUAUCAGACUUUUUUUUUCUAAUUGAAAUCAAGGUCAAUUUUACACAAGGAGGCUAACAAUACACAUUUUGAAUUGUCUCCCUUUAUCAGACUUUUUCAACUGAAAACCUGAUUUUGUGACAAUUUUGUCCCUUGUUAAUUUAUUAUUUUAUUCACUUUAAUUUGAACAUCGUGUAGUUUAUUUAACAAAAACAUUAAUUUAAUGACCAACUUUUUAUUUGUAGAGUUUUGCGAAUUUUGAAUGUGAUUGCUAUCUCACUUGAACACAAUUAAUUCAAUAUUAUGAUAAGUAAUAUAUAAUAUAAAAAAAAGUAUAUGAUCAUGAAGGUGGGGGAUUGUGGUAUCACAAUACAAAAUUUCAGUAAAAUUUUACUAUCAUAUUCAAAUAUACAAGUUAUUAAGUCAGUUAUGAGCUUUUCAUUUUGUUGAGUAUAUGUUUCAUGUAUCAUGGUGACUAUGUGUAAAGUAAGAAAUAAUAUUUUAUUAAGGCAGCCAUAAGUUAUUAAAUCUUCGCUAAUACUGUGCACACAUUUUUAAAUGAAAUAAUCUUAAUAGUAGUGUUAAUUUUUUUCAAAACAAUUGAAUUUGUAAUACAUUUGAGUCGCCGUUAAGAAAAAUCAGUCUUAAUGCAUGUGAGGACUUCAUUUGUAAUUGUUCUCUACCAAAAAUUUAAGAUUGAAACAAGUCUAUUAAUUAUGACUUGAUCAAAUGGAAAUGUUUCAAUCUUAAAUGAGGUACAUUUGUAUUUAAUGUAACACUACGGACAUUUGUUAAGAGCAACCAUUACCGAUAAUUAAGUAAUUAGAAUGUAGUAACAUACGUGUAUGAUGUCCGUAGUUGAUAUGUAAGCAAAUUCUUGUAUACAAUGGUUUUUAUUUGUAUGCCUAUUUUUUGAGUCAUGGACAUACCAUUUUGCAAGCUCAUAUAUCAAUUGUCUGAACUUUGUGUACAGGCAAAUGUUUCAGUAUUGUACAUAUAAUCAUGUAUAUUUAUUUUUCCUAUUUGAAUGAAUUGUGUACGAUUUCGGACUAUUAAAUAUAGUGUAACUGUUGAUAAUAUGCAUGGCUUGUCAGGAUAAGUUAAAAGUACAAGACUUUUUCCAUGAAAUAAACUUAAAACUAUUUAAA